ACCUUCUCCAAAAACAUGGCUGCUCCCAUGGCUCUCAGACGAGAAUUAUCUCUUGGAAGAGUUCUUAGCAGAGUCUCACAUUUGGGACCGAGAGCUUUGGGUGCCUGUUCACCUCACAUAAAAUGCUAUAAAAUAAGGUCUCUUCUACCAUUAGCACCCAGCACUUCCUUCCACACAGCUACAGUGCUUCCAUCAACACCUUCACCAAUCACUGUCACAGAAGAGCCUGACUCACUGUUUCAGAGGGUGUCGGUGCUGGUCAAAGGUCAUGACAGAGCCGUGUUGGACAGCUAUGAGAUAUUCGCCACCAUGGCAGCCAAUGAGCUGGGCAUCACCCAAAACAAAGUUUACGAACCUCCCAAGGACAUGGAGAGAUUGACGCUCCUGAAGUCGAUUCACAUCUUCAAAAAUCACAGAGUCCAGUAUGAGAUGAGGACGCACUACCGGUGCAUCGAGCUGUCUCAUAUAACUGGCUGCACAGCACAGGUUUACCUUGAAUACAUCCAGAGGAACCUCCCUGAAGGUGUAGCCAUGGAGGUGACAAAGACAGCCAUGGAGAAGGUUCCAGAUCACAUCAAAGAACCCAUGUGGGAGGAACAACCCGUUGAUGACAAGCCCAGCCAGUGAAAACGUUGAUUGAAUUACUGGAUGUUUUCUCAGAAUUUAAUGUUAACAACUGCAAUAUUAACGUGUGGUUUUCAUGGAUUCUUAAAACUGCUCAGCAUAACGUUUUCAGCAAUAUCCUCAAUAUAGAGUUUAACACCAGAACUGGCAUUCAUUACGUCAACAUGCAACAGUCAUUAUCUACUGUCAGUUGUGUUUUCAUUGUUGUUCUGUUGCAAAACAGUGUGGAAUUACUUAUGUUUUUUCAAUAAAUACAUUAUUUAACAGA
Gymnodraco acuticeps is the source of this 892-nucleotide messenger RNA. RefSeq names its product mitochondrial ribosomal protein S10 (gene mrps10). NCBI's taxonomy places the organism in Eukaryota, Metazoa, Chordata, Actinopteri, Perciformes, Bathydraconidae. Gene Ontology annotation, cellular component: mitochondrion; ribosome; mitochondrial small ribosomal subunit. The record is from RefSeq and is a predicted model, not a curated record. Gene Ontology annotation, biological process: translation. Gene Ontology annotation, molecular function: structural constituent of ribosome.